Sycon ciliatum is the source of this 4198-nucleotide messenger RNA. RefSeq names its product protein transport protein Sec24D-like. The coding region runs from base 103 to 3501 and encodes 1132 amino acids. The transcript has 22 exons. Gene Ontology annotation, biological process: COPII-coated vesicle cargo loading; intracellular protein transport; endoplasmic reticulum to Golgi vesicle-mediated transport. Gene Ontology annotation, cellular component: COPII vesicle coat; endoplasmic reticulum exit site. Gene Ontology annotation, molecular function: SNARE binding; zinc ion binding. The record is from RefSeq and is a predicted model, not a curated record. NCBI's taxonomy places the organism in Eukaryota, Metazoa, Porifera, Calcarea, Leucosolenida, Sycettidae.
AAAUUGAUUGACAAGUCUUCGAUCUUGGAGCUUCAUCAUCAGUUCACAAACAUACACAAUCGUUAUACUUUGCUUUGAAACUUAGUUAGUUUUUGUUUGAACAUGAGCUGGGAUAGUCAGGCCAGGCCGCCAGGCCAGCCUGGUGCAGGAAUGAUGACUGGCCAGAGGUCAGGUGGACCGAUGCAAGGUCACUCGGGAUUUGCUGGACCACCGAUGCAAGGCGCUCCACCAUCCAUGCCACAUCAGAACAUGGUUGGUCCACCAAUGCAAGCUGGUCCUCCUGCAGCAGGGCAUGCUGCCAUGCCAGGUCAGCCUGGUGGACCUGCGGGUAUGCAAGGACACCCAGGUGCUGGCCAAGGUCAGCAUCAGCAGCCACCGAACAUGAUGCCCCCAUCAAGUCCUGCUGGUCCUCGCCCGAUGCAAGGCCAAAUGGCAGGUCCUCCGGGUGCAGGGUCAAUGGCAGGUCCUGGAGCUGGUCGCAUGGCAGGUCCAGGUGCUGGUCAAAUGGCAGGUCCUGGUGCUGGUCAAAUGGCAGGUCCUGGUGCUGGUCAAAUGGCAGGUCCUGGUGCUGGUCAAAUGGGUCAAAUGGCAGGUCCCAGACCUGGAUCAGCUCCUUCACAGCAACCACCUGGUGGGCCAAUGCAGAGUCAACCUGGAUUUGCUGGACCUCCGAUGCAAGGUGUCCCACCAUCAAUGCCACAUCAGAACAUGGCUGGUCCACCAAUGCAUGCUGGCCCUCCUGCGGCAGGGCAUGCUGCCAUGCAAGGUCAGCCUGGUGGACCCAACAGUGCGCAAGGACAUCCAAGUAUGGGCCCUGGCCCAGGACAGCAGCAGCCACCAAACAUGAUGCCGCCGUCAAGUCAUGCUGGCCCUCCACCAAUGCAAGGCCAUCCCGGUGCUGGUCAGAUGGCGGGUCCUCCUGGUGUGGGUCCCGGAGCUGGUCACAUGGCAGGCCCUCCUCCAAUGGGAGGUGCCGUUCAAAUGGCAGGUCCUGGAGCUGGUCAAAUGGCAGGUCCUGGGGCUGGUCAAAUGGCAGGUCCUGGGGCUGGUCAAAUGGCAGGUCCUGGGGCUGGUCAGAUGGCUGGUCCCGGAGCUGGUCAAAUGGCUGGUCCCGGCGCUGGACAGAUGGCAGGACCUGGAGCUGGUCCGGCUGCUCCUCAGCAGCGCAUCUCACCUGAAUCCACACCUCAUCCGUUGGCAGUAUGGCAGGCUGAUUCUGACCUGUAUACUGGGAAAACCUUCUACACCAAUACACCCAGCAUGGUUCCGCCGCUCCCGAUGACGUCAUGCCAUAUCGUUGAUCAAGGAAACUGUAGUUCUCGGUUCAUGCGCUCCACCCUCUAUAAUGUGCCGGUUGCUCAAGAGAUUCUGCACAACUGCAAUAUUCCUCUUGGCCUCAGCAUUCAGCCAUUUGCCAAGGUUCCCCAGAGAGAGAACACAAUAUAUGUGGUCAACAACGGAGACACUGGUCCAGUAAGAUGUCGGCGUUGUAAAGGAUACAUCAACCCGCAUGUCAGCUUUGUCGAUGGUGGUCGCAAGUUUGUUUGCAACCUUUGCAACUUUGCGAAUGAAGUACCCGACCACUAUCAGUGCCAGCUGGAUCAGCAUGGCCGUCGUCUUGAUGCUAGCGAACGCCCAGAGUUGUCCUACGGUAGCGUGGAGUUCCUGGCGACUACUGACUAUUGCAAGGAAAGUAAAUGGCCAGAGCCACCAGCAUACAUCUUCCUCAUUGAAGUAACGUAUCAGAGUGUCAGCUCGGGCCUUCUCAACUUGCUUAGCCGCAUGCUCCGACUUAUCUUCGAUGAGCUUCCCAAGGAUACUGGUGAGCAGAAAUCAAAAGUCCGUAUUGGUCUGGCAACUUUUGAUAACACCGUGCACUUCUACAACCUUAAGGCAUCCCUAGCGCAACCGCAAAUGAUGGUUGUGGCUGACGUCAAUGAUGUUUUUCUGCCCUUGCUGGAUGGGUUCCUUGUCGAUGUGGAAGAGUCGAGCUCUUUGAUCGAGGCCGUACUCCAAGAGCUGCCUAACAUGUACAGAGAGACACGUGAGACAACGUCUUGCCUGGGCCCAGCAGUACAGGCUGGUUUGGAGGCACUCAAGGCAGCAGGAUGUGCUGGAAAGUUGUUUGUGUUCAGCUCAUCUAUGCCGAAGGGUGACAUGCCUGGUAUGCUAAAGAACCGAGAGGAUCGCGCUCUGUUCAGAACGGACAAAGAGAAGAAUCUCUAUGCCCCGCAGAACCCGUUCUACCCCGACCUAGGUGCAAACUGUGUCAAGCAGGGCGCCUGCAUAGAAAUGUUCAACUGCUCGACGGCGAGCUUUGUCGACAUUGCCACAAUGUCCAGUAUGGUGUCCGCCACCGGUGGCGAAAUCCACCUCUACCCCUACUUCAAUAUUCAAACAGAUGGCGAGCGCUUGGUGAAGGACCUUGCUCACUCUGUGGGACGGCAGACCGGUUUCGAUGCUGUAAUGCGUGUCCGUUGCAGCUCAGGCCUGCGCGCAACUGAUUUCUGGGGCAAUCUGCACAUGAACAACACGACAGACGUGCUUCUCGCUGGUGUGGACUGUGAUAAGGCCAUCUCUGUGGAAGUGAAGUAUGAUGACAAGCUAGGUGAAGAAGGAGCACAAGCUUACUAUCAGGUUGCUCUCUUGUACACGUCUGUGGGUGGCCAGCGUCGUCUUCGGCUUCACAACCUGGCCGUGAGCUGCACAAAGCAGCUAGCUGAGGUCUACCGGUGUGCUGAUAUGGACACCAUCAUGAAUAUGUUCCUCAAGAAAGCCGUACGUAAACUGCAAGACACGCCAUACAAGAGUAUCCGAGGUCAUUUACUAGAGCAGAGCAUUGCCUUGCUGGCGUGUUACCGCAAGGAAUGCUCCGAGCCGGCAUCGGGUGCUCGGCUGAUAUUGCCCGAAGCGCUGAAACUGCUGCCACUCUACGUAUGCUCCCUAAUCAAGUGCGAGGCCGUCUGUGCGCAGUCAGACAGUCGCAUUGACGACAAGGCAUGGCUGAUGCACCAGGUGACGUGUAUGCCUGUCACCGCCUCUGUACCUUACCUCUACCCAACUGUCAUGCCCGUGCACACUGCCCGACCUGAUGACAAAGGCCUUCCGGCACCGAUUCGCUGUUAUUACGAAGCACUUCAGCAGGAGGGCAUUUAUCUCCUGGAGAAUGGCUUUGUGCUUAUCCUGUGGCUGGGCCGAUUCACACAUCCAGCUUGGGUGAAGGAUGUGUUUGGUGUGCACAGCUUGGCUGAGAUUGACACUGAAAAGUUUGGCAAACUUCAAGUAUUCGACAAUCCAACAUCCACUCGACUGCGUGCCAUUGUGGCACAGCUUCUCGCGCGCCGUAGCCAUUGCAUGAAGAUGGUUGUCGUGUUGCAAGGAUCACAGAAGGAAGCCCUUCUUCGGCGACACCUGUGUGAAGAUGGUGGUGGUGAGGGUACACCUUCCUACAUGGACCUGCUAUGCCAUAUUCACAAAGAGAUCCGCAAUGCUCUGGCAUAAAGCUUAGCUUCAUUUGCUCUUGCCUCAGUUAAGCUAUCACCGCUAUUGCCUUUUCAUUCUGCUGUCUGUAAGAUAUAUCGCUCUAUUUUCUAACUAUGCUGUGGCAAGUUGUCUCAGUUUUUAUUUGUAUCCUUUUUUUAUGUUUGACGCAUAAAUUUACCAAUGCAUAAAUUCGUUGACUUCCCGAAUUUAUAUUGAUUGUUUGCACCUAUCUCUGUCCUUACCGCCAACCAGCCUCUAACUAAUUAAUCAUCAUCUCGCCUUGCAAAUUCUCUUGUGCCUCGUUCGUUAUGUGCUAUUUGGUCAACAUUAUCCUUCGUUUUUAGUCAUCAGCGUUUUGCAUUGAGUGCAUCCUCUGCACUUUAAUUUACCCAUAUGUAUUAUGUCGUUUUAUCGCCACCACCGCUACCACACCACUGCUACCCUCCGCUGUCCUAGAGCUGCUGCCUUUCUAGAAUUUAUAUAUAUAGUAGCAGCACAAGCUAUGCUGAAUUUUCUUUAAAUUUAUUGUACAAAAUUGGUAUGGAUUUUUGACAUGUUUAAUUUAACCAGCCGUGUGGAGUUUCAAUCAGGAUGAUCAAGCUAAUCCACCAUUUUUGUUUUGUGUUUCGGUGUUUCAAAAGCAAAUGUUGGUGUUUUGCUGGUAGCACAAUAAAUACUCCGCUGGUCCAGCAAGGCCAAUUCAAUUGGGGAAAAA